This is a messenger RNA of Macadamia integrifolia, 1169 nucleotides long. RefSeq names its product 30S ribosomal protein S1-like. The coding region runs from base 183 to 1154 and encodes 323 amino acids. The transcript has 7 exons. Gene Ontology annotation, molecular function: nucleic acid binding. The record is from RefSeq and is a predicted model, not a curated record. NCBI's taxonomy places the organism in Eukaryota, Viridiplantae, Streptophyta, Magnoliopsida, Proteales, Proteaceae.
GUGUGGCAGAUUUGACACUUCAUCAGCUGAAGAUGGAUCACACAAAAAUCCACUAUAGACGUUAUCGUCUCCCGUGAUUUUAUUCUAUAGUAGUAGAGUAGAGACUAGACUCUGGAGAGUGACCCCUCUUUUAUUUAUUUCUUCUCUUUUAUCCUUUCAAAACUCGACAAACAACAGUUGCAAUGGUUACUGCGGCAGUAGUUGGAUCAGUUACAGGUCUCUCGUUUCCUCCUCAGAUCUUCGGCAGCGAUGGCUCUUCUAAUCCUACAAUACCCACUUCCAUAAACCCAUCUCUGUUUCCUAAUUUCUUCAGAAAUUCUCUCCUCAAAAGACCCUCUUGCGCUCUUAGAGUUUCAGUCUCUAGCGGACCUAAAACGGAAGGAGUUGAGCAAGCCCAAGAUUCUCCUGCUACGACUGACUCCGUUCGACAAGCUCGGAGGUCUGCUGAUUGGAAGGCAGCAAGAACUUAUAAAGAAAGUGGAUUCAUCUACGACGGUAGGAUUGAAGGUUUUAAUGGCGGAGGUUUGCUGGUGCGAUUUUAUUCACUUUUGGGCUUUGUACCUUAUCCACACUUGAGUCCCUCUCGUGCUUGUAAAGAACCAGAGAAGAACAUUCAACUGAUAGCAAAAGGUUUAGUUGGUUCGCGUAUUUCUGUAAAGGUAAUACAAGCAGAUGAGGAGAACAGAAAGUUGAUAUUCUCAGAAAAGGAAGUGUUAUGGUCAAAGUUUUCUCCAAAUGUAAAAGUAGGGGAUAUUUUUGAGGCAAGGGUGGGUUCUAUUGAAGAUUAUGGUGCCUUCGUUCACCUUCUUUUCCCUGAUGGUUAUUAUCAUCUCACUGGACUUGUACAUGUGUCAGAGGUUUCAUGGGAUUUGGUUCAAGAUGUGAGAGAUAUCAUAAAUGUAGGUGAUAACAUAAAAGUCAAAGUUAUCCAAAUAGAUAGAGAAAAGUCUAGAGUUACUUUAUCGAUCAAGCAGUUGGAGGAUGAUCCUCUAUUAGAGACAUUGGAUAAAGUAAUUCCUCAGGAUGGUCCAUCUGAGUCUGACAAUUCAGGCAUUUCUGGCAAUUUGAAAAUUGAACCUUUACCUGGUCUUGAUAUUAUCUGUGGAGAGCUACUUCAAGAAGAUGGGUAUGACUUCUUUAUUGCUUGCUCCUGAUAAGUGUGAUUUUCA